Messenger RNA from Oncorhynchus keta (chum salmon), 1074 nucleotides. RefSeq lists its product as uncharacterized. The transcript is spliced from 5 exons. Lineage: Eukaryota; Metazoa; Chordata; Actinopteri; Salmoniformes; Salmonidae. The record is from RefSeq and is a predicted model, not a curated record. Bases 1 to 1047 code for a protein of 348 amino acids.
AUGACGUUGUCAGGUAUCCCGUCUAUAGAAAAGGUCAUCAUUCUGCACAGCGUAACGCUACAGACAGUGAAUGAGACCAAUAGCAACCUGCAGAGGCUACAGCAGGCCGGCCUGCUACACUCGUAUCGCUACAGACAAACAUUAAUAAACAAGAACAACUCAAAGACAGAACUACAUACAUUUUUAAAAUGGAACACUUGGCCUACAUAUCAAAGCAUACAGACACAUUAUCUAGGUCAAAUAGGGGAGAGGCGUUGGCCUACAUAUCAAUGUAUACAGACACAUUAUCUAGGUCCAAUAGGGGAGAGACGUUGGCCUACAUAUCAAUGUAUACAGACACAUUAUCUAGGUCCAAUAGGGGAGAGACGUUGGCCUACAUAUCAAUGCAUACAGACACAUUAUCUAGGUCAAAUAGGGGAGAGGCGUUGGCCUACAUAUCAAUGCAUACAGACACAUUAUCUAGGUCCAAUAGAGGAGAGACGUUGGCCUACAUAUCAAUGCAUACAGACACAUUAUCUAGGUCCAAUAGGGGAGAGACGUUGGUCUACAUAUCAAUGCAUACAGACACAUUAUCUAGGUCCAAUAGAGGAGAGACGUUGGCCUACAUAUCAAUGCAUACAGACACAUUAUCUAGGUCCAAUAGGGGAGAGACGUUGGUCUACAUAUCAAUGCAUACAGACACAUUAUCUAGGUCCAAUAGAGGAGAGACGUUGGUCUACAUAUCAAUGCAUACAGACACAUUAUCUAGGUCCAAUAGGGGAGAGACGUUGGCCUACAUAUCAAUGCAUACAGACACAUUAUCUAGGUCCAAUAGAGGAGAGACGUUGGCCUACAUAUCAAUGCAUACAGACACAUUAUCUAGGUCCAAUAGAGGAGAGACGUUGGUCUACAUAUCAAUGCAUACAGACACAUUAUCUAGGUCCAAUAGGGGAGAGACGUUGGUCUACAUAUCAAUGCAUACAGACACAUUAUCUAGGUCCAAUAGAGGAGAGACGUUGGUCUACAUAUCAAUGCAUACAGACACAUUAUCUAGGUCCAAUAGAGUAGAGACGUUGGUCUACAUAUCAAAGCAUA